CUCACAUGAUCUCACAUGACACCGGCGUUCUGCCGCGCGGCGCAGCGCGCCCAGCCAAAAAUAGGUCCGGGGCCGCGGGGCAGCCGGACAUGUCGUUGUUCGUCCAUAAAUAGAGUUAUGGCAGCAGCGCCGGGCCACUAAAUCAACAUGAAGAUGCUUUGGCUGGUGGUGCUGUGGUGCCCAGCGGCAGCAGAGAUGAGGCGUCGGCUCUGUCAUGCUGGCGGAGUCGACCGGGCUGAUUGUGCAAACUGCAUGAGCUAUUGCGGUGUCUGCGCCCCAGAGUGCGGGACACCCGCGCCGACGGCAACACCCGGACCGACACCGGACGGAUGCGCGAUGUACGUAGCUGGUCCCGUCGUUGCGUACAGCGGUAACAAGGUGGCGACCGUCGAUUCGCUCCAGAACUACGAGCUCACGUUCACGAUGGAGCUGGCGAGCGACUGGAGCAUCACGAACAAGUUUCAGUCAGUCCUUCAUAUCGGCAGUGCGGAUCAGGACCGCUUCCCUAAUAUACUGUUUAACCCUUCGCAAUAUGGUUCAGGUUUGCAUGUGGCGCAGUCAUACGGCGACUGCUCCCCUAGCUUCUGCCAGUGGUACCUUGGAACAGGAAGCUUCGCUGCAGCAGGCGGAACCUACGAGAUCAAAGUGGUCGUCGAGAAUAACCAGAUGACGGUGUACAUCGACGGCGUGAACCGCGGCUCCAAGUCGGGGAGCGCGACUUAUGCUGCGGCAAACGCGGCGGUCUACGUCGGGGAUCCGUGGUACGACGCGGCCGCAGUGACGCUCUCUCACAUCUGUUUGAAGGAGAUUGUAUACCCGUCGCCCGCGCCGGUGAUCGUGUACGUCGACCGGGAGAUGUCUUGGGAGGACGCGCGCGCGCACUGCCGCGCGAACCACCACGACCUCGCGUCGAUCCACAGCGCUAGCGAGAAUGCGGAAGUCGAUGCGCUUUGUCCUGGUCGGUGCUGGAUCGGAGGGUCCGAUGAGGCCCGGGAGGGCACGUGGACGUGGUCGGACGGCACCGCGUGGGACUACACGAACUGGUAUCCCGGUGAGCCCAAUGAUGCUGGUAGUGGUCAAGAUUUUCUACAUAUAUAUGGAAUGUGGGAGGGCCGUUGGGACGACACGUAUGAACAUUUGUUGCAACCAUUCGUGUGCAGUACAAGGUCUCGUGGCACCGACGAAGAAGACGACGACGACGACUCGGACGGCGACGACUCAGACGGCGACGACUCGGACGGCGAUGCACUCGUUGUGAUCCUGUGCGUCAUCGGCGCCUUCUUUGGCGGUGCCGUCUUUGUCGGUGCAACCGUGAACAAGUGCGCCGCCAAGAGCGCAAAGGUCGCGGCGACGACGGGCGCCGCGGCGGUUCCCAACGCUGCGACCGACGACGGCGACAUGAUCACCGUCGAGGCGCCCCCCGGGACGCUGGGCCUCAAGCUUGACGGGACGUCCACGAGAGUCAAAGAGGUCUUUUCCGACUCGCCUUUGGUGGGAAAGGUCUACCCCGGCGACGUUCUAAAGAGCGUCGACGGAGUCGUUGUUACCGGCGGCAAAUGCUUAACCAACGCGGUCGCCGCGGCCGACGACGGCACGAACCCGCGAACGCUCGUGUUUCUGCGAAAACAACAGCCCGCGCCGCCCAUGCGCCCAGCGACCAUCGUCCGCAUGGGCACCGUGGAAGCGAUCCACGCCUCCGACGCUUCCGCAGCGCCUCCGGUGCAGGCGACGCUCGUCCCCCACGCCACCGUUCUCUCGGUCCAACAACACUGACUCUUUCCCUGAUCUUCCGCUUCCACCGAAUCUACUCUCCACUACCUUAAUUUUAAGCUUGAAAUUA
Pelagomonas calceolata is the source of this 1840-nucleotide messenger RNA. The record is from the annotation of a GenBank genome assembly. Lineage: Eukaryota; Pelagophyceae; Pelagomonadales; Pelagomonadaceae.